This is a messenger RNA of Humulus lupulus (European hop), 2895 nucleotides long. RefSeq lists its product as uncharacterized. Bases 1 to 2895 code for a protein of 964 amino acids. Lineage: Eukaryota; Viridiplantae; Streptophyta; Magnoliopsida; Rosales; Cannabaceae. The transcript is spliced from 7 exons. The record is from RefSeq and is a predicted model, not a curated record.
AUGGAUCGAAGUUGGAUAAACAUACUUGAUAAGUUAUCACCAGAAUAUGCUGCUGGUAUAAACGAAUUUAUAAGUGUUGCAAGUGAGUCCAUUAACUCUAAUGGGAUGGUGUUAUGCCCGUGCCGGCGAUGCAUGAAUAAACAAUCACAAUCUAUGAAUGUGAUCAAGUUGCACUUGAUCACUCAUGGUUUUCUUAGUACUUAUACUAGAUGGUACCACCAUGGUGAGGAAGUAGAGGACAUACAAGAUGAAGUGCUAGUUGAUGUUGAGGAUGAUAAAGGAUUUGACGACCUUUUGAAGUGUCUUAAAGAAAUGUUACCUGUUGGUAAUCGUUGCCCGAUAAGUUAUUAUCAAAUGCGAAAGCUUCUAUCUGAAGUUGGCUUGGGGUACGAGCAAAUUGACGUAUGCCAAUAUGAUUGUGCAUUGUUCUACGGUGAGAAUGCAAAUGCUACAAUGUGCCAUGUUAUGCGAUGGCAUAAAGAGGUGCGCAGAGAUGAACCUGGGAUACUAUGUCAUCCAGCUGAUGGGGAUGCUUGGAAGAAUUUCGACAAGACAUACCCUGAAUUUGCAGUGGAUUCGAGGAGUGUACGAUUGGGAUUAACGUCAGAUGGGUUUAACCCUUUCUCAAACAUGACAUCCACAUACAGCUUAUGGCCUGUGAUAUUAAUUCCAUAUAACAUGCCGCCUUGGGCUUCUCCGAAUGGAACAAAUUAUCUAAUGUCAUUGCUAAUACUAGGACCCAAAUCUCCUGGAAAAGACUAUGAUGUGUUUUUGAGACCACUAAUUGAUGAACUUAAGGAGUUAUGGGAGGGCAUUGAGGCGUAUGAUUCAUAUGAACGGUGUACGUUUAAACUUCGAGUCGCUCUCUUAUGGACAAUUAGUGAUUUUCCUGCUUAUGCCUAUUUAUCAGGGUGGAGCACCGCUGGGAAAUUAACAUGCCCCGUUUGUUUGGAAGAUACAAGACAUAAAAGAAUAACUGACAAACAAUGUUUCAUGGGGUAUCGAUGUUAUUUGAAAAGCAACCAUUCUUGGCGAAAGAGUAGAGACUAUGAUGGGUCUAUUGAGUUACGUCCCCCACCUAGAACUUUUACUGGUGCUGAAAUUUUAAAACAACUUGAACAAGUUCCAACUCGCACAACUGGUAAGGCGCCAAGUAAUUGUUCAAGUAAGUGUAAGUGUGGAGAGAAUGAGUUGAACUGGUGUAAAAAAAGUGUUUUGUUUGAAUUGCCGUAUUGGUCACAACUCUUAUUGCGUCAUAAUCUUGAUGUGAUGCAUAUAGAGAAAAAUUUUAAGAAGUCAUCCAACAAUAAGAUUGAAAAACCCCAUGAGAGCUAUACUUUGGCUAAAGAAGAAUGCAAGGAAUUUUGUAAAUUCAUUCGAAGUGUUAGAUUACCGGAUGGAUAUGCUUCGAAUAUAAGUCGAUGUGUAACUGAUAAUGACAAACUAGGUGGCAUGAAAAGCCAUGAUUGUCAUGUAUUACUUCAAAAAAUAUUACUAGUUGCCAUAUUACCUUUUCUAACGAAGGAAAUUCGAACAGCUUUGAUUGAGCUAUGUCAAUUCUUUCAAAAGAUUUGUGCAAAAACUAUUCAAGUUAAUGAUAUAACUGAAUUGAAGGAUGGAAUUGUUAUUAUCUUGUGUAAAUUGGAGAAAAUAUUCCCUCCAUCAUUUUUUACCAUAAUGGUUCAUCUUUGUGUGCACCUACCAAAUCAAGUGUUGCUAGGUGGCCCAGUGGCUUCACGGUGGAUGUUUGGGACUGAACGUCAUAUGGGGUUGUACAAAAAGUAUGUCAGAAACAUGUCACGACCUGAUAGUUCAAUUGCAGAAGCCUUUGUUAUAGAUGAAGCUGUAACUUUCUUGUCAAGAUAUGUUUCUAACAUAGAGACGAGAUUCCCGCGUUCUGAGCGGGCAUCAUUUGCCAAAUUGUUGGAUUCUUCCAGUAAAAUCAUUCAAUGGUAUAUAUUGAAUAAUUGUGUUGAUGUUAUUCAAGACUAUCUCGAUGAGCAUAAAACACUGUUGGAAGAAAGGGGCCUUUCAAGCGAACAAAUUCUUACUGCCCAAAUGGAAGAAUUCCCUUCUUGGUUUAAGACAAAGAUAUCUGAACUGCGAGUCCAACAAUCUUCUCUGGCAAAUGAUGAGUUAUAUUCUCUAUCUCAAGGUCCAUUAGAACGAUACAUUAGUUAUCAUAGUUGUAUUGUAAAUGGUGUUCGUUUUCGGUGCAAGGAUCGUGAUGAUAAUCUUCGUACACAAUGUUCUGGAGUUUGCACUGAAGGGGACCAUGACAACGAUACUAUUAUGUAUUAUGGGGUUUUGCUCGAGAUUUUACAAUUGUCAUUCCUUUUUGAUCGGAAAGUGUUUUUAUUUUGUUGCAAGUGGUAUAAUUCAAAUCCUAAAGGAAACUCUAUUUUUGUGGACCAUAACUUGACAUUCAUUAACACGUCCACAAAUUGGUUUCCCGACGAACCAUUCAUCCUGGCAACUCAAGCACAACAAGUUUUUUAUUUGCUUGACAUGAAGCGUGGUUUAAAUUGGAGAAUUGUUCAAAAAGUAAAUCAUCGAUCCAUUUAUGACAUUCCAGAAAUAUCCCAUGUCGAGGAUGACUUCUUGAAUAAUGAUGUUUUUCAAGAAGACCAUUCAUUUCAGUUGCCACCUUUUCAACCGACUGAGGAUUUGAUUGAAAGUUCAUCUUUAGUGCGUAGAGAUGUUGCACCUUUAACUCUUUCAAGCGAGUUUGUUCAAAUGAAUAUUGGCGGGGAAGUAGAUGAGGAUGAAUUUAUUGAACUUAACAAUGAUUUUGAUGAUGGAGAUAUCUUCUUUGAUGGAGAAGUGAUAUGUUCUAGUGAUAGUGAGACAGAAAAUGAUUUAGAAGAACAAUUUGAUGAUGACACGGAAUCUUAA